Molecule: messenger RNA, 3744 nt
Organism: Mus pahari (shrew mouse)
Lineage: Eukaryota; Metazoa; Chordata; Mammalia; Rodentia; Muridae
Product: putative zinc finger protein 66
Exons: 4
Coding region: 281-1612 (443 amino acids)
Biological process (GO): regulation of transcription by RNA polymerase II
Molecular function (GO): DNA-binding transcription factor activity, RNA polymerase II-specific; RNA polymerase II cis-regulatory region sequence-specific DNA binding
Source: RefSeq, a predicted model, not a curated record
UCAAGGAAUGGAGAAGCUUGCAAGUUGAAGGACUGCUUGGGCAGUGUUGGUUGGUGAAGGUCGUUGCCUGGACCUGGUGAUUCUGGGCGUUCACUUUGCAGCUUGCUGGUGGAAGCUUUUGCCCAUUAGCUGGGUCACUCUCACGUGGAUGUAACUGGAUCUCUCAGUAUGUUUAGUCAAGAGGAGAUAUAUCUGGUCCUUUCUAUACUGUAUGGCUGUCUGUUAGGGAGUUCAGGACCACUGCGGAAGAUCACCAAAUAAAAGUAGGAAUUAAAAGGAAAUGCUGUCCUUCCGGGAUGUGGCCAUUGAUUUUUCUCCAGAAGAGAGGGAAUGCCUGGCGCCUGCUCAGUGGAAUUUAUACAGGGACGUGAUGCUGGAGAAUUACAGCCACCUUGAUUUUCUGGGCCUUGCUGUCGCUAAACCAUACUUGGUAACAUUUCUGGAGCAAAACCCAGGGUCUUUGGGCGUGAAAAACCAAACAUCAGCCACCAUCCUUCCAGGAACAACAGGCAAUGAAUUUAACAAUCACAAUGAGGCCAUUGAUCACAGCUCUCUUAUGCAAUGCCAGAGAAUUCAUACAGGAGAGGAGCCCUACUACUUUGAAGAAUGUGGUAAGGCCCUUAGUUCUCAGGCAACACUUUCUGUACUCCAGAGACGUUAUAUUGGAGACAAACCCUACAAGUGUAAAGAGUGUCAUAAAACACUUAGCAGUCGCUCAUCACUUUUAAUACACCAGAAAUAUCAUACUGAUGAAAAAACCUACAAGUGUGAAAAAUGUGGCAAAGGGUUUUUCCGUUCCUCAGAUCUUCAGCAUCAUCAAAAAAUUCAUACUGGAGAGAAACCAUACAAAUGUGAAGAGUGUGACAAAGCCUUUCUUCAUCAUUCGUAUCUUAGGAAACACCAGGCAGUUCAUACUGGAGAGAAACCCUACAAGUGUGAAGAGUGUGGAAAUUCAUUUUACUAUCCUGCAAUGCUGAAGCAACAUCAAAGAAUUCAUUCUGGAGAGAAACCUGACAAGUGUGAAGAAUGUGGAAAGGUAUUUUCCUCUGCUUUCUUCCUUAACCAGCAUAAAGGAAUUGAUUCCGGAGAGAAAAGGUACAAAUGUCAAGAAUGUGGCAAAUCCUUUUGCUAUCGUUCAUAUCUUAGGGAACAUUAUAGAAUGCAUUCUGGAGAUUAUCCGUACAAGUGUGAAGAAUGUGGCAAAGGGUUUUCCCGUUCUUCAAAGCUUCAGGAACAUCAAACAAUUCAUACAGGAGUUAAACCCUACAAGUGUGAAGAGUGUGGGAAGUGUUUUUCCUCUUUUACAUCCCUUAAAAGACAUCAAAUCAUCCAUUCUGAAGACACUCCCCAUGAGUGUGUAGAAUGUGGCAAAAGGUUUUCUAGUUCUUCCCGCCUUCAGGAACAUCAGAAAAUUCAUACUGAAGAGAAACCAUACAAAUGUGAAGAAUGUGACAAAGCCUUUCUUUAUCACUCGUUUCUUAGGAGACACAAAGCAGUUCACACUAGAGAGAAACCAUACACAUGUGAUAAGUGUGGGAAAUGUUUUUCUUCCUUUACAUCCCUUAAAAGACAUCAAAUCCAUUCCAUAGACACUUCUCAUGAGUGUGUGUAAUGUGGCAAAAGGUUUUCUAGUUCUUCCCACCUACAGGAACAUCUAGAAAUUCAUACUGGAGAGAUCAUACAAAUACGAAGAAUGUCACAAAGCCUUUCUUUAUCAUUCAUUUCUUAGGAGACAUGAGGAGGCAGUUCACGGAGAGAAACCACACAAGUGUGAAGAGUGUGGGAAAUGCCUGUUCUUUUCUUCAACCCUUAAAAGACAUCAAAUAAUUCAUUGUGAAGUCAGUCUCUACAAGUGUGGGGGAAUGUUUAAAGCCCUUUGUAUGCUGUCUACCUUUAAGAAACACAAGUUUGUUCAUUUUGGAGAGGAACCAUACAAGUGUGACCCAUAUACGAAAGCCUUGUCUUCUAAUACUUCCCUGUUUGAGCACAAGCUAAGUCAUCCUGGAGGGAAAUUUUACUAGUUUGAAGAAUAUACCAUAAUAUUUUACUCUAAUUUAUAAUUGAAGAAACAUUAAAAAAAAUCAGUGUCAAGAGAAAACAUAGAAAUGUGAUCAAUUUGGAAAAAAAUCCUUUUCCAUUAACUAAUAUCUGAUUCAUACUGGAGAGAAACACCAAAAUUUGAAGAGUGUGGCAAAAUGUUUUAUUCUGUGUUAGAGCUUUCAUUCCAAAAUAUUCAUACUGUAGAAAAACCAUACAAGUAUGAACAGUGUCUCAUUUCAGGAUCUUACCUCUCUGUGCCCUCUAAGUUAAUUAUUUUGAAAUGUUAAAUACGUAAUACCCACCAGCAAAAUGCUAAGAAUGCGGUCAGAGGACAGUAGAGAUCUUACUUUGAUGUAAUCUUUCCACCACUAUAAAGCAAUGGGUUUGGAAUACAUCUUGAUAAAUUUCUUUCUUCUGUGACUAUCAAUACAGCACGAAACUGUUACCAUGCUCUUACACUGCUGUUUAGGUUUCCUCAAUCUGAGUGCUGGGUCAUGGUAUACUUACUGUUGUUUUUCCCAGCGGGGUCACCCAAGGGCCUAUAAUAAUGUCUCUCAUGGGUUUUGUAAAAAGUUCUGUAAACUCACAUUUCUCACCAAGAUGGACUUUGUUGGAAUGGUCUGGGUGCCUGCCAGCUUGAGGUGAGUAAGAAUUAAUGUUUGUCUCCUUAGGAAAUGCUGAAAGAACAGACUGAAGGUCGUGUUUGGUUCCAGAAUAGAGAAUCUCUUAUCUGCUUUAAUUAAGGAAGUUGUGUGUGUGUGUGUGUGUGUGUGUGUGUGUGUGUGUGUGUGUGUACCACUGUCAUUUUCAUAGCAACAAAUUCACAUACUGUAAUAAGGACCAAAGCAAAUGUCACAUAUUGUGAUAAGGACCAAAGCCAAAUGUGCUCACUGAGCAUAGAUGAUAGAGUUGAUUAUUGUUGGGUCCUAAGUAAAAUAUUAAAGCCUAGAUGGACUGUUACGGCCUAGGUAACUGUUACCUGGAUAGCCUGCCAAUAUAACAUAUUUAUAUGUUUCUGCUGUUACUAGGAAAUUUUCUAAUGUGAAGAUUGAUUAAAUAUUCUGUUAUAUUCUCUGCUCUUGGAAACCAAUCACUAUAGAAGUCAGUAGAAGUGUUUUAUGUAAUUAACCACAAUAAACUUGGACCUGAACCAACCAUCCAACAGCACUUCCUGUACCUCUGUAUAGGUUGUUGUGGUAUAAGCUGCUUGCUCUUGGUAUAGACCCCUAUGUAAGAGAUAUAAAACUAUUCAUAAUAAGCCUACUAUUUUGAAUUAUACAUGAGUAAUGCUUAAGUUCCCAAGACCUCCUGGGAAAAUGACAUCUUACUUAGCAGAAAGAGACAUGUAAGUGGGUAACUGACAUCCUGGUUGCCAUAUUAAUACAUGAAUGUUAGACCAAGUAAGUCCCUGACACAGUGGAAUACUUAAACCAAUGGGAACAGGGUAAGUGCACAACAAAGACAAGUUCCUAAGGAAACCCCGAUCCCAACUCCUGAUGGUGAAAUAACUUGGCACAGAUGUUUGUAGAUUUGGGCUUAAAAAUCCUGUAAGAUCUAAACACCUUGUCAUUGUUCUAUUCUCAAAUCUGGACCAUGGCCCUGGUCAGCUGAUUCUUGGGUGUAUGCUCAAUAAACUAUCUUUGUCUGUAAGAUUGGUGUUUGUGUGGUUUAUGAGGUGAUUCCUGGACCCCAACACUAUCAGAU